Messenger RNA from Xenia sp. Carnegie-2017, 1359 nucleotides. RefSeq lists its product as uncharacterized. Lineage: Eukaryota; Metazoa; Cnidaria; Anthozoa; Malacalcyonacea; Xeniidae. The record is from RefSeq and is a predicted model, not a curated record. The transcript has 5 exons. The coding region runs from base 143 to 1006 and encodes 287 amino acids.
UAUGCGUGACCAUGAAAUGCCAUGUUGCAAAUUAGCAUAAAUUAAAAGUAAAGCUUACGAAAGUAUUAAAGCAUAAACAAGAAACAUCGACGUACUUAAAAGAAAAAGUUAAAACUGAGCAACCUUGCAACUGGAAACUAACAUGCUGAAGACACAUUCAAAAGCGCAAGAAAAUACAGUGUUGUCAAAAAGAGCACAAAAAACUGAUGAAAUUAGUGAGGACGCCUUAAAGCUAUCGCCACGUGAAAUCAAACAACUUUCGAAACAGAUUGGACGAGAUCAUGGCGAACUUGGACAUGUUCUUGAGAUGUCGGACGAGGUAGCCAUCAUAAGGGAUGACCUUCUUCAAUUUCAAAGUCCAGUUGAUGCACAAAACAUCAAAAAUCUUAAAGUAACUGAUGAAACAGAUGAAAAAACACAUUCAAAAAGGCGAGGAAUCAAACUGUUGCGAAAACGAGCACAAAAAACUGAUGAAAUUAUUGAGGAUGCCUUAAAGCUAUCGCCACGUGAAAUCGAACAACUUUCGAAACAGAUUGGACAAGAUCAUGGCGAACUUGGACAUGUUCUUGAGAUGUCGGAUGAGGUAGCCAUCAUAAGGGACGACCUUCUUCAAUUUCCAAGUCCAGUUGAUGCACAAAACAGCAAAAAUCUUCAAAUAACUGAUGAAACAGAUGAAAAAACACAUUCAAAAAUUCAAGGAGUCAAACUGUUGCCAGAAGCUAUGACUGAAAUCGAUGAUGCAAUUCAUGAUGAGAUGAGGCUCUCACCCAUUGAAAUCGAAAGACUUUCGCCAAAAGUAGGGAGUAAAUAUUCAAGUCUUGGAUGUUUUGCUGGAAUGUUGGAAGAGGUGGAGAACGUAAGGGAUGACAAUCGCAGAUUUCCGGAUUUAGUACAAAAGGCUGCAGAAAUACUGACAAUAAUCAACAACAGGUCUAACUUUAGUCGAAAAGAGUUAUCUCGUCAUUUAAAGGAAAUAGGCCUUGGAAAAUUGGCCAAUGACUUAUAAAUUUACAUUCACGAUGUUUUACAGUAACGUGUUUACAAACACGCCUAACCAUUCUUUUAUCACCUGUUGCAACAAAAUAAUUUAUGUUUUUAGUGGAUAUAAGCACUUCUAAAUAGAACACCAUCUAUAAUGUUGAAUAGACAUAAUUACGCAUUUGAACCAAGGAAUGGGAUUUUAUGAUGUACACACAGCAAAUACCCAAUUUUUUGAGUCACAACACAUGUAAAACUAUUUUGCACCUUAUUUUAAAUUUAAAAAAUAAAUUCUGUAUAAGAUGUAACUUAAAACUUUGUAGUUAAAGUUCGCGUUAAAUAUUUAAACCUAACAUACAAUAAAGGUAUGUAAAUAUCACA